CUACCCCACUGCUGUUCCUCCCCAACUCCUAACUAAUCGACACGCUCGUGCAGCAGGGUCCCAGACCCUCAGUCGGAGGAGAUGAGCAAUGUCUUCUGCGCAGCAUGGCGGAACCCGUGCGCGGGGCGCCAUCAUCUAGGCUUGCUCUCGCCGGUGCGCUCCGCCCUUCGCGCCUCUUCAACGUCCUCAUAUAGAUUCUCACCCGGAAAAUCAUCCACCACCUUCUCCCUGUCUGCCCCCAAACCGCUAUCGCUUCCGCGCCCAACCGCGACGCGACCGUUCGCACCCCCGGCUCUUGUCCGGUGCCUCCACUCCCGACCGACCCCCCCGCCGCCGGAACAUGGCGUCCCAGUGCGCCCCGAGCCCUUCACCGAGGCCGAGAUUAAGGCGAUCUUCGGCGCCCGCACGAAGUUGACCCCUCAAAUGGGAAACCGCGUUUUGGCAGUCCUCCAGGGCAGACGGGAAGCGGGGACCUUGGAUCUUGACCUCCCGGCCGAUAUCACCCGCUCCGCCCGCCCCGCGACACUCGAUAAGGCUCUGACAUGGUUGAGAAACAACCACCCCAUGGACGAGGAUGCCGCGAUCCUGGCGCGCGUGGAGCGCGAAGAACGAGAGGAGGAAGCCAAGCUCAUUCGCCGCGCCGAGGACCUGGGUCUCUACAAGCCGCAGAGUGGCUCUUACGAGGCCGAGCUGGGCGAGUCCCAGGACCCGUCGGGAAAAAGUGUCUUACAGGAAGCGCGCAAGUUUAACGAACAGCGACUGCUGGCGGAGCAGGAACGGAAACGACAGGAAUGGCUGGAGGGCGAAGAACGCCAGCGUCAAAUGUACGAGCAGCAGAUUCAGAAGCAUACGGCGUUGCAGAAAUCCGACGGCGAGCCGGCUUAUGGAGUCCAGCAACGCGCGGAUCCCACUGAGCGUCCUCUCCUGGCUUGGGUGCAGAAGCACCAUUUACAAGCCAUGGACACCACCAUCGAUGCGACCAAGAUCACUACCAGCCGGCGUAUCUUCCCUUCUCUUGCAGUUGUCCUCCUCACAAUCGGCGCGGGCUACGUCUUCGCCCAGACUUACGAACCGCCCGCGAGAGCAGACCGCAUGUGGCCUGAUACGCCCCCGGCGGCAGCGACCGUCGCAGCCAUCAUCGGCAUCAACCUGGGUAUCUGGGCCUUGUGGAAAGUCCCGCCUGCAUGGCGACUUCUCAACCGCUAUUUCAUCAGCGUCGCCGCGUGCCCCCGCCCAUUGAGCAAUAUCGGCGCCGUCUUCAGCCACCAGAGCCUCAAGCACCUCGGUAUGAACAUGCUUGUUCUGUACUACAGCGGCACAAAACUCCACGAUGAAAUCGGCCGAGGCAACUUCCUCUCUCUGUACUUGGUCGCCGGCGUCAUGGGCUCGUUCACCUCGCUAGCGGCCCACGCCCUGACCGGCCAGUUAGCCGUGACAUCCCUCGGAGCCAGCGGCGCCAUCGCAGGCCUGAUAGCCGCAUUCUGUGUGCUCAACGCAAACCAAAAACUCACCAUCGCCUUCCUCCCCCAAGAAUGGCAACACACCAUGUCCGCCAACGGCUGGGUCUUCCUGACCGGCAUCGUGGCCCUCGAAUUCCUCAACCUCAUUCCGGCCCUCCGCUUCUUCAGAGUCGACAACUAUGCUCAUCUGGGCGGGUAUCUCUCUGGGACUAUCUUUGCCCUGGCUUAUAAGGAUCAGCAGAGGAGGAAGAGGGAGGAGAUGCCUUGGUUCAAGAGGGCUUUUUUGGAGUAGACCUUGCUUUUUGACUUUGUUGGUUUGGGUGUGAUAUGUUUGGUGGCUGUUGUUUCCCUUCUCUACUCUUGUUUUACUAGCUGGCGCUUUUGUUGUUAGGUAGGCACUAUUGUUUGUGUGCUGCUUUGUAUCU
Messenger RNA from Aspergillus candidus, 1885 nucleotides. RefSeq names its product rhomboid protease PCP1. The transcript is spliced from 5 exons. Gene Ontology annotation, cellular component: membrane. Gene Ontology annotation, molecular function: serine-type endopeptidase activity. Lineage: Eukaryota; Fungi; Ascomycota; Eurotiomycetes; Eurotiales; Aspergillaceae. The record is from RefSeq and is a predicted model, not a curated record. Bases 82 to 1752 code for a protein of 556 amino acids.